Molecule: messenger RNA, 1316 nt
Organism: Photinus pyralis (common eastern firefly)
Lineage: Eukaryota; Metazoa; Arthropoda; Insecta; Coleoptera; Lampyridae
Product: spondin-1-like
Exons: 6
Coding region: 1-1179 (392 amino acids)
Source: RefSeq, a predicted model, not a curated record
AUGAGUAGAUAUAAACACAAAGCUUUCUUUUCAGGUCGAAGCCACGACAGAUCGUUUACAUUGUUCCGGCUCGGUCAGCGUUCAUCGCCAGGGGUUAAAGCGUUUGCUGAAACUGGUCGAUCGGACAUUCUGGAAGAACAAAGUCAAGGCGAAGGAGGAAUCUAUGAUGAGUUCAAUGCACCACCUAUCACCACCGGCGUCGGACGCACUGAGGCGGAAUUCUUCGUUGACGGCAACCACUCGAGGGUUUCCCUUAUGUCCCGCAUAGUACCUUCCCCAGAUUGGUUCAUUGGGAUCGACGCUUUCAAUCUAUGCGUAAACGGUAAUUGGUUAGACAGCAUCACUAUCGAGGUGGAUCCUAUCGACGCCGGGACGGAUAAUGGGUUUACAUUUACCGCACCUAACUGGCCAACCGAACCCCAGGGGGUGGCAUAUCGGAUUACCGCUCACUAUCCCGCUCACCCGGCAGGAUCGUUUUUUUAUCCAUAUCUUAAACGUCUUCCGCCUAUCGCUAUAUUUCAAUUUCUGAAGAUUAAAGAAUACGAACUCAGCGAAGUUUUUCAUCACGAAGAAGACGAUCAGAAAUACGAAGUUUUAAAAAUCGAACACAUGACACAGAACAGUAUAAACAUAAUGAAUGGAAACAACGAUAUCGAAACCGCGAUAGAGGAAGAAAGAGAGGAGCAAGAAGUGCACAAACGACCCCACACCAACCCUCGUCUGCAACAAUUUAUGCCUUCAACAUCGACGUCUACAAUAAAUAGUGUUAUUUAUCCAAAGAACCUUACCAACGAUAGGUAUCUGAACACAAUCGAUCAAGCAGGCGCCCCAGUUCCAGUAACGUUAGCGGCAGUUCCUGCAGUGAUGCCACGGGGAGAUAAAAACGCCAUUAUGAACAGUAUAGCAGAUUCGUAUCGAACGCAUCCGAAAGAAAAGCAUCACAAGAAAUACAGAAAACCAAGAAAAAAUAUUAAAAAGAUACGACCACCUCGUGACUGUAGGGUAAGUGAUUGGUCGCCGUGGAGUGCAUGCAGUAAAUCGUGCGGAAUUGGAGAGAUGACGCGUCGCAGAGAAGUUAUUAAACACGCCAGACGGGGUGGUCAACUGUGUCCACCGCUUAUGGAAACAAAAUGGUGCGGUUCGGCGCGUUCGUGUAAUAGAGGUUACUUUAAUUGGUAGAAAAAGACACUAAUCUUAUGAAUAACGUGAACUGAAGAGCCCAAGUUGUCUAAAACUUGUACGACGGAACAUUCUGUUCGUGAUUAAACUACUCAGGGUUUAUUCCCUGCAGUCAAAUUCAACCCCUUAACGUAGAU